Entamoeba invadens IP1 is the source of this 219-nucleotide messenger RNA. RefSeq lists its product as hypothetical. Gene Ontology annotation, molecular function: 5'-3' DNA exonuclease activity; damaged DNA binding. The transcript has a single exon. The annotation marks the transcript as partial. Gene Ontology annotation, biological process: double-strand break repair via nonhomologous end joining; protection from non-homologous end joining at telomere; interstrand cross-link repair. The record is from RefSeq and is a predicted model, not a curated record. Lineage: Eukaryota; Evosea; Mastigamoebida; Endamoebidae.
AUGUUGGUGGCAGACAAAACCUUACGAAAAGACGAGAGAGAGAGAAAACAACAAGCUUACUGGAUAGAGCCGAGUCGUGUUAUGUUCGGUGAAUUUCCAGUCGACUCCUUUAAAUAUCGAACAACGAUGUUUGAGCAUUACUUUUUGUCACACUUUCACUCGGACCAUUACGGAGGAAUUACUAAAACAUGGAAACAUGGUAUCAUCGUUGGGACGGAA